Molecule: messenger RNA, 2430 nt
Organism: Triplophysa dalaica
Lineage: Eukaryota; Metazoa; Chordata; Actinopteri; Cypriniformes; Nemacheilidae
Gene: vegfaa
Product: vascular endothelial growth factor Aa
Exons: 7
Coding region: 620-1186 (188 amino acids)
Biological process (GO): vascular endothelial growth factor signaling pathway; positive regulation of endothelial cell proliferation; sprouting angiogenesis
Cellular component (GO): membrane
Molecular function (GO): growth factor activity; chemoattractant activity; vascular endothelial growth factor receptor 1 binding
Source: RefSeq, a predicted model, not a curated record
GAUAGACCGAGCGCAAAGUGACAAGACCUCCUCAUUCCGCGCUAUCACAUUCACUACGAUAUGGAUCGACGAAAGACAAAACAAUUGUGGAAAUAAGACGAGGAAUAAAGGCAAAUUCUGAUACAGUGAGACCAAGGAUUGCCAUUGGAUCACGUUAUACGUUGCGCUUGACAAUAAUCAUAUGCGCAAAAGCCGUUCGCCGGCCCUGGUUUCAAAGCGUACAAAGUGGAGGUUGCUCUGGGAAGUCUACUAAACUUUUGUUUAGCUUUUUUGCAUCCCAACGUUUAAACAUUUUCUCUUGGUUAAAUUGUGGAUUUUAUAUACAGAUUACGCGGGGGACCAAUAGCCUAUAGUGUGGAUUUCCCUAUUUGUUUACCUUUUUUGUUGUUUUAUUUUAUUAUAUAUCCUCGGGGAAGAAGAGACGUUCAAGAAGUUGAUUUUAGUGGAUUUAUCGCAGAUGCUUCGGUCUUGAUGGACAGAAUGGGAUUGUUACUUUGACCCAAGAUAUACCAAGGAUCAUUCGUAUUCAACUGGUUCACACUUUAAUUUGUUUUUAGAGCCCAAAACAUCCAGUUUGUUCAGUAACCCUCACCGCAACACACAACUGGAAUUCACAAUCAUGAACUUUGUUGUUUAUUUGGUACAAUUAUUUUUUGCGGCACAACUUCAUCUGUUAGCUGUAAAGGCUGCUUACAUACCCAAAGAGGGAGGGAAGAGCAAAAAUGAUGUAAUUCCCUUCAUGGACGUGUACAAAAAAAGCAUGUGUAAAACACGAGAGGUGCUGGUGGACAUCAUUCAAGAGUAUCCUGACGAGAUCGAGCACACAUACAUCCCAUCCUGCGUGGUUCUAACGCGCUGCGCAGGCUGCUGCAACGACGAGGCGCUCGAGUGCGUCCCUACAGAGACACAUAACGUCACCAUGGAGGUAUUACGGGUUAAACAGAGAGUAUCACAACACAAUUUUCAACUGAGUUUCACAGAACACACCAGGUGUGAAUGCAGGCCAAAGGAAGCAGUCAAAGUAAAGAAAGAAAACCACUGUGAGCCUUGCUCAGAGAGAAGAAAGCGCUUGUAUGUGCAGGAUCCUUUCACCUGUAAAUGCUCCUGCAAAUUCACACAAUUGCAAUGCAAGUCCAGACAACUUGAAUUAAACGAAAGAACUUGCAGAUGUGAAAAACCGAGAUGAUACGUCGAUCGCUGGGCAGAACUGAAGUGAAGGAAUUUUCUUACAGCACAGCACUUUUUAACCAUGAGAAUUCAUUCCCUGGACGAACUGAAACCAGAGUAUGAGACAUAAAGUGAAACGAGGGCAGCAGAAAUGAUCCCAAUGUAUAUUUUUGAAAUAAUAAUAUAUGAAUAUAUAGUAUAUAUCAAUAUAUGUUAAAUGACAUUGACGAAGUGUGUGGCUGCUAUCAUCUAAAUUUCUAUAAGCAAACGAAAACGCUAGAAGGCGUAUGAACAGGAUAUAACAGGAUACGCACCUUGGCCUGUGAUUGGAGAAGUGUCAGAGGGGUGGACAAAACAACACAUCGUAAUGCUUCCCUGGAACACGCCACUGUGGAUUCAUACUUAAAGACUAAAAUUGAGCUAUCGGGACUGAGAAGUAAACGUUGGCCACCUCCCCUCCACACUUUUAUAUGAACAUUUUUGGACUAAAAUACAAAUGAGGGGAAGUGUCAUAAUAAAGACUUUUUUUCAGACUGCUCGGCACGGGAUAUAAAUGCGGAACUUUCUAUUUCUGUGAUCUUAGUCAAAAGACAUCUGUACAUCUGUACUGACUAACAUCCAAUAGGACUUGACGUGAUAAUACUAAAGGGAUAUUAAAUAUAGGUAUAUAUAGAAGUUGGGGAGAAGUAAAAAAGUGACAUUCAAUAAAAAAUGGAGUCACACAGCUCACUAUAACUGAAUUAUAAUAAUUUCCAAAGAAAAUAAUUGCACAUCACUUUACGAACUGUCAAUGACCACACGAUAUCUGUAUAUACAUUAUAUAAUAUCCCUUUUUGUAGUUUAAUUUAUAAUUUUAGAAUAUGCUCAGUAUCUUGUGUAUUUAAUUUGGUCUAUUUAUAUACAGUGUUAUUGUUAAAAUUGUUUUUUCUUUGUUUCUUAUCGACAAUGUCACCAAUCUGAUAGCUGACACUACAACAUUCCUUAAAGCGUGUUUUGUAGUUUGAACAUUUUUGUAUUUUUUGAUUUUGGACAAGAACCCCACAGCUAUCAUUUCAUGAUUAAAAAACAAAACAAACCACAUCAAAACAUUUGUCUGUGAAAGUGCCUGAAUUUUUGGUUUGGUUUUGUUUUGUUUGUUUUUGUACAGUCUUCUUAUUAUAUUUAUUGGUGCUGUUAAAUAUUAACAUCUUUUCUGUAUUUUAGUAUGACUAUUAAACAUAUUUAUUUUCAAAUGAUAUUGUUUUUCAUUAAAGUAAAAAUGGA